Molecule: messenger RNA, 4549 nt
Organism: Hippoglossus stenolepis (Pacific halibut)
Lineage: Eukaryota; Metazoa; Chordata; Actinopteri; Pleuronectiformes; Pleuronectidae
Gene: phc3b
Product: polyhomeotic-like protein 3
Cellular component (GO): nucleus; PRC1 complex
Molecular function (GO): zinc ion binding; protein binding
Source: RefSeq, a predicted model, not a curated record
CCUGAGCUCUGAGUGGAGCUGUCUCUCCUCUGUCGCCCUCUAACAGCCGCCUUCCAUUGCUCUGCUCCAGCAGCGGACCGACCAGGCCCCUGGCAGCCGCUGCACUGUGGCCGCGAGCCGGCCUGAUUCCCACCGCAGACCCCGGCAGGUGCGACGGCGGCGGAACCACCGGACCGAACCACCCCGCUCAUGGAGGCUGGAUUGACGGGCUGCCCCGCGGGGAGGAGAGGCCCUGACUGCGGAUGAAGCACCGAGCAAAGUGCGACACACACACACGCUCAUGCACAUCACACACGGGCCUGUCUUGCUGUGCAACUUUGCGUGCGUGUGCGUGCGGGGGCUCCCGGCGGGUAAUCAGAGGUGAGGCUGCUGACAUUAUUGUCUGAGGAGGGGGCGCGCACCCGGCAGCAGCAGCUCCUAGUGCUGUCAGACGAGGAAGUGGAGCUUCACGCACACACGCACACGCCCAUUUCAGCGUGCUCGGACAGCUCGGAGCUUCAUCUUCAUCACCCUUCAUCACGAACAUGCGCCGCCGGGAAUAACCUGCAGGACGACGCCGAUUUCAGAGUGUUGAAGGAUGGACCGGGAGCUGCUUCGACCGACCCAGUCCAACCACGGAGGCGCCACCAAUGGAACCAGCCCUCAGGCCUCCAGUGCCACCACGGUCGACUCCUCCUCCUCCCCCACCACUCCCACCCCUCCUCGGCUCACACCCAACCCCCUGCUCCUGGACUCCCCAGCGCCCACGCUAACACCCACCACCUCCUCCCCUCCUCCCCCUCUCACCCCUGCUCCCUCCGUCUCUGGGACCCAUGGCCCCAAGGUGGCGGCGGCGUCUCCUCACAUCCUUGUCCCUGCUCCCCCUAAACUCAGCUCCACCGUGACCCCCGCCCUCCGCACGUACUCUCGUCCGAUCCUUCCCUCCCCCACGACGGGUGUCUCCAAAACAUCUCCUCCUGCGCAAGCCUCUGCUUCGUCCUCCCUUCUCCCUCCAUCCGCCCCUUCCUCCUCUCACGCUGUCAGCACCACGGCCUCCCCUCUCGUCUCCUCCUCCUCCACCGCCAUGUCAACAAAGACCUCCACCAGCCUUACCAACGGGAACAUGAGGCCCGGAUCAACGCCAACCUCCACGCCAAUCACGCCAUUUCACACACCAGCCAGUCCACCUGGCCGACAGGUGUCUCAGGCUCAUCCUGUGGUCUCACCUGGUCUUGUGCGAGCCAAUCAGAUCCCCUCCCCUGUCAGGCAGAGGGUAUCCCAGCAGACACUGCUCCUGGGGAAAGGUCUCAAAGGGUCUGGCCCAGACCAGGUGCUGCUUAGAGCUCAGAUGCUGAUUCUUACUUCUGCCAUGCGACCCGCCCCAUCUUCCUCCUCUUCUUCCUCCUGCUCUUCCUCCCCGUCCUCUAGCCCCGCCUCCGCUCAGCUCCAGAGUCUCACCCUGAGGCCUCCUCACCCCCGGGCCCUCGCCAUCCCCCCGACGCUCCGUCUCAAGCCCACCUCCUCAGCUCCGCCGCCCCUCUCUCGCCCUCACGCGCCGCUCUUCCCCCCUCUCAGGCCACGACCACAGCCCAGCACCACGGCAACGGAGAGCCCGACCACGCCCUGCCGCCACCUCUCUGUCCCGCCUCCAACUCUCUACUCUCCCGUCCGAGCCGUCCCUCUGAGGCCCAGACUUCACUCUCCAAACGGUCACAGAGCGACGUCGCCCCGGCAGACCUCCAUCCUCAAGCCAAUCGCUGCUGCUCCCUCCAGUCAGGCCCCUCCCAUCAUCAGCAGGCCGCUGUGCAGACUGAAGAACUGUCCAUUAACUCAAACUGUGCUCGGUCCCGGCCAAUCACAGCACAGCUCGCUGUCCAUGACCAAUCCUUCUUCCCCCUUCGAGCACUCACCGUCUGCAGCGCGGCAGCUGCAGAUCAUUGCCCUCUCCUCCGGCCGCCAGCCUCAACCCGGAGUGUACGGCCACGCAUCGGUGCAGUCGCCACCUCCGGUUGCAGAGCCGCCGGAGCUUUCAAGCCAAUCAAGGCGGACCCUGAGCAGCGAAGAUGUGCUUCCUCUUCCUCUCAACCCCUCGUUGCCAAAAACAACCUCUCCUCUGCCCUCGCCUCCGUCUCUCCUGAGUCCGGCCUCUCCGCCGAGUCAAGCUGGAGCUCAGUCACAAACUCUGGUCCAGAGAGGAGAGACGAAGGAGAGCGAGGAGCAGAGAGACCGAGGGCGAGGGCUGCGACACGGAAUCAGAGACGAGGGGAGUGUCGACCUGAGGGUGGAGAAAGAUGACCAAAGAGAGAGAGCGAAGGAGGAGAAAGCACGGCUCCCGACCCAGAAGGAGAUCAGUCAGAAAGAGCAGGAAGCUGCGAUGGGCAGAGAGGAAGUAGAAAUGGAAGUGACAGAGGAAGGUCAGGGUGACGGAGAGAGAGGAGAGGACAGCGAAGAGGAGAAGAUGGAGGAGGAAGCAGAGAGCGCCAUGGACCGGUCUGAGAAGCUGAACACCAAUCAGCUUCUCCAUCAGCACCAGAACACGGAUCCCAUCCCGACGCCUGAUGCUGUUAAAGACUCCAGCGUGGAACUCAAACCCCCCCUGGGUCUUAUUCUGGCCUCGGCCCCGGUCCAGGCUUCAGUCCCGCCCCCCGUCCCAGGACCGCCUCCUGUCCCAGAGGCGUCCGUCCAAAGGCUGCAGGAGUCUCACCGAGAGCCGCAGGCCGUCAGUCAGGAGGACUUCUGUGAGAACAUGUCCACGCAGUCCGACAACCAGUCAGCUCUGUCCAGCCUCUCCUCCCAGUCCCCCCCCUCCUCACCCUUCAUCACCCCCGCCGCAGAAAACCCUCCCCUCCUCCUCCCCACUCACAGCGCCCACACGGCCGACCUGGGACCGUCGCGGCAUGAGCCCCAAAAGGUCGAGGAACCGGUCGAAGAGUCGCAGCACCCGGCGGAGAGCGAGAGCGAGCCUCACGGCCAAUCAGAGGACGAGUCAGAGAGCUUCGGCAGCCCCUGGGAGCCGAGGGCGUGGCCUGAGGGACGACUGGUUCUGACUCACCUGGGAGGGUUCGUCAUCCAGGAGGGGCUCCAACCGUUUCCUGUGAACCGUUCGUCCCUGCUGGUUCCUGAGCAGGUGACAACGCCACAGGAAGUGAACGGGACCAAUGGCAGGGCGGCGUUGCCUGUGACGGACACGCCGAAACAAGCCGAGCACUCCACCGACUCAGACGAGGAAGACGGAGGCGACACGGACGACCCCGGGACGAGGUCGGCUCCCAGGGACCGAACGGUGCUUCACUGCCAGUUCUGUGGGAAAAGAGGCCACGCCCACAACUUCAUGCGGUCCAAACGCUUCUGCUCCACUUCCUGUGCGCGCGGGUUCAACGUACGUCUGACCAAGCGCCUGCGGGCUCUGAGCGCCGGCAGCCGGUCCGAGCGGCCCCGGCCGGCUCUGAACCGGGCCGAGUCGGUGCCUGGGAAACCUCUGUUACUGCGGCUGCCUCGUGACCUGUGGAGCGCAGGUCGCCGGGAGAAGGAGGGAAAGGAGAGGCCGCCGGCGGCAGAAGAGGAGGAGGAGGACAUGGAGGAGGACAUGGAGGGAGGAGGAGAGGAGGAAGGUGAAGAUGGAGGAGAGCAGGAUCCUGCCGUUGCCGUGACAGCGAGGAUGGAGCGGCGGGCGGCUCGCAGGGCGAGGAGGGCGUCCGCACCUGCCACGACCACCUCCACACCCACGACCACAUUCAAGCCGGCCCCCUCUCAGUGGAGCGUGGAGGACGUGACUGCCUUCAUACACACACUGCCAGGCUGCAGUGACGUGGCGGAGGCGUUCCGGCUGCAGGAGAUCGACGGCCAGGCUCUGCUGCUGCUGACCGAGGACCAUCUGAUGACCAGCAUGAACAUCAAGCUGGGACCGGCUCUCAAGAUCUGUGCUCACAUCAAGCGCUGAAAAACCAAUGAGGGGGGGGGGGGGGAACAAAACAGAGAGACCAAGAGGAAAAAUGAGGAACGAAUGAGGUGGAAGGAAAACUGGCAAUAAAGACAAAAAUGUGAAAUUUGAAAAUGAAGAAGAGAGCAAGAGAGUUUGGAAACAGGAGCUCGACACCGAGGAUGACAGGACAAAGUCACAAAAACAGAUUCACGGUACUUUAUGAGAUUAUAAAUCGAGGUGUGGCCUUAGCUGACGGAGACGGAGGAGACGUGCGGACGCAUGAAGUCGCCGGAGCCCAGAAGUGGAAUCGGUUUCGGCGCUGUGACGGUAGCUGGAGACCAACGGGGCGGGGCGGGGGUUUUGUAACUUUGUGUAUAUUUUACAUGCCGCAGGAGAGUGUACAUUUGAAGCUAUUUCACGAAGGAUUUUGAACAUUUAAUAUAUAAAAUUUGUCUAUUUAGUUUUUUUAGAACGUGACGUCAACGGCAAAUCUAUCCAGUAACUAACAUAACCGCCGGUGUGUGUAAAAGAAAAAAAUAAUAACAACACGUAGACUUUGUAAGUGAUUAAUGAAAGUUUAAUGUUUUAUAUCAUUAUAUUCUGGACAAAAACACGUCUGUGGAUUAAACAAAAGAGAAGUCACUAUCA